Messenger RNA from Nematocida homosporus, 318 nucleotides. Its product is annotated as dynein light chain LC8-type. The transcript has a single exon. Gene Ontology annotation, molecular function: dynein intermediate chain binding; dynein light intermediate chain binding. Gene Ontology annotation, biological process: microtubule-based process. The coding region runs from base 1 to 318 and encodes 105 amino acids. Gene Ontology annotation, cellular component: dynein complex. NCBI's taxonomy places the organism in Eukaryota, Fungi, Microsporidia. The record is from RefSeq and is a predicted model, not a curated record.
AUGGUGGAGAAGGAGGAUGUACUGAGUGACAAGAAGAUUGAAGUAAUUACUAAGGAUAUUCCUGAGGAUGUUCAAUCUGAAGUAGCUGAUAUUUGUAUGAAUGCGGACGACUUGACUAAUGUGAAGAAGUACUCCAAGAAGAUAAAGGACUUGUUGGAUCGGAAGUUUGGAAGUGGUUGGAAUGUUAUUAUGGGGGAGAGUUUUUCUGGGAGUUGUUCAGUGGCUGAGAAGUCUUUUCUUCAGAUCAAAAUCUCUAAUAUUAUGAUUUUGGUUUUUAAAUCAAGUAAGUUGGUUAAAGGUAGUGAUAGCAGUAAAUAA